AAAUAUUCCAUUUGACAGUAAUGACAGAUAACAGUUGACGGAGUUAAAUUUUUGACUUUGUGGUUAUGGUAAAUUAAAUUGCUGAAGAUGAAUACCAUUUUGAAGAAAUCUAUCGAAUUACUUCCUUCAAAACUGUUUUUGAGAAACGGAACAGCUCUGAUUCAUACCAGUCAACAGAAUAAUGGUGCGAAAUGGUAUCCAGAUUCAGAAUGGAUGUCACAGUUUGACGGACCUGUCAUGUAUCCUGAUGAGGAAACUAAGCAUUGGGCUCUUCAACCAUGGAACGCCAAGAAAAUACCUGUGGAGAAAGCAGUGAAAAACAUGACCCUUAACUUUGGGCCCCAACAUCCUGCUGCUCAUGGGGUACUCCGACUAGUCUUGGAAUUAGACGGAGAGGUAGUGAAAAGGUCCGACCCCCAUAUUGGACUUCUACAUCGUGGUACAGAGAAACUUAUAGAAUAUAAGACCUACACACAAGCGUUACCAUAUUUUGACAGACUUGACUACGUUUCAAUGAUGUGCAACGAACAGUGUUAUAGUUUAGCAAUUGAAAAGUUGUUGAAUAUUGAUGUUCCAUUGAGAGCUAAAUAUAUCCGAGUAUUAUUUGCUGAAAUCACUAGAAUUUUGAAUCAUAUUAUGGGUAUUGGUACUCAUGCUCUGGACGUUGGUGCUUUGACUCCAUUCUUCUGGCUCUUUGAGGAACGUGAAAAACUCAUGGAAUUUUAUGAGAGAGUGUCAGGAGCUCGUAUGCAUGCUGCUUACGUUAGACCUGGAGGAGUUUCCCAAGAUAUACCAUUAGGUUUACUCGACGAUAUUUAUGAGUUCGCCUCCAAGUUUGGAGAAAGGAUUGAUGAAGUCGAAGACGUUCUGACAAACAACAGGAUAUGGGUGCAAAGAACGGAAAAUAUUGGCGUUAUCUCUGCUGAAGAUGCUUUGAAUUAUGGCUUCAGCGGAGUCAUGUUGAGGGGUUCUGGAAUCAAGUGGGACCUACGAAAGAAUCAACCUUACGAUGCCUACGACCUGGUUGAAUUCGAUGUACCUAUCGGAACACACGGUGAUUGCUAUGAUCGUUAUUUGUGUCGCUUGGAGGAAAUGAGGCAGUCUUUGAGAAUUAUUUAUCAAUGUCUCAAUCAAAUGCCACCUGGAGAAAUAAAAACAGAUGAUGCUAAAUUAACACCACCAAGUAGAGCUGAAAUGAAGAACACCAUUACAAUUAUUGUGUACAAUGUUUUCAAGUAUUUUCUACAAGAAUUCAAGAAAGGGUAAUCUUGAAACGCCAUCCAAUGAAAGUUUAGUUUCAUAUUUGAAAUCCAUAUAUUGUUACUUGUUUCAGAUGGGAGUUCCAAACCUUACAGAUGUAAAAUUAAAGCUCCCGGAUUUGCACAUUUAGCGGCUCUGGACAAACUAGGAAAGAAUUCUAUGUUGGCAGACAUUGUGGCUAUUAUUGGAACCCUGGAUGUUGUUUUUGGUGAAAUUGAUAGAUGAAUACAAUUUGAAUUUAAAUAGGCGCAAAAUGAUGUUCAAUAGAUCAUAAAUUUAAAUUAUCCAAUAAUUGUAAAUACAUUUCCUGUUUUAAAAACAUUA
Molecule: messenger RNA, 1584 nt
Organism: Leptinotarsa decemlineata (Colorado potato beetle)
Lineage: Eukaryota; Metazoa; Arthropoda; Insecta; Coleoptera; Chrysomelidae
Gene: ND-49
Product: NADH dehydrogenase (ubiquinone) 49 kDa subunit
Biological process (GO): mitochondrial electron transport, NADH to ubiquinone
Cellular component (GO): respiratory chain complex I
Molecular function (GO): quinone binding; oxidoreductase activity, acting on NAD(P)H; NAD binding
Source: RefSeq, a predicted model, not a curated record